Molecule: messenger RNA, 1164 nt
Organism: Lemur catta (Ring-tailed lemur)
Lineage: Eukaryota; Metazoa; Chordata; Mammalia; Primates; Lemuridae
Exons: 5
Coding region: 1-1164 (387 amino acids)
Source: RefSeq, a predicted model, not a curated record
AUGGGGUUGCGGGUUACAGAUUCCAAACUUAGCUCCACCCGAGCUGAAAAUGGCCGGAGCACGCUGCCUCCCCUCCCGGAGGCUACUGAAGCCGCCACCUGCCCCUGCCCUCUCCCCGCCCUUGGACCGAUUGCCCAAGGACUGGCGCACGAACCAACACCUUUGCCCAGCUCGGCUUUUGCUGCGCUCUUUGAGGACACACUGGCCUCGCACAAACAGCCCAGGACCUCUCCAGCCAAGCUGCACGCAGACCCGCCGCCUGACCAGCUGCGCAAGAAGGUUGGUAAUGCCCGACGUGACCAAACCUUCGCCGCCAACCCUGGUAGCCCUACCGGCGACUCCAGGGAAACCACCGGCGCGCUACAACAGGUCGGCUCUGGGGUGCGCCGACAGGUGCGCACGCUCUCUGCAGCGGUCUCUGGCCCCACGAGCGCCCGGAGACGGGCGGUGGAGGCAAAGACUGACUCGGGGCAGCGGGAGGCACGGGUGCCAAGAUCCCAGGGCUCUAAAUUGGCAGCGCCGGGACCUGGGCUCCAGGCUCUGAGCGGCUUAAACGCUGCGCGCCCGUGCGACUUCCCUCCGGAGCCUAGAGUCUCCGGAGUUCUUGCCCAAUCCCAUUCUGAUUACUUUCCUCACAUUGCAACAGUGUCGCUAACAGCGCAGCUGCUCUUAAAUCGUGAAAGUCGGUGCGCGCACCUCCGAAUCACAUUUCGGGCGGCUGCCAAAGCCAACUCGUUUGACACUGGUCUUUCUAGGAGAAAAAAGAAACACCUAAAACAAGUGACUUACCAGUGCUGUUUUGGUGCGCAGCUAGAAACCUGGAGUGCGGUCCGGAAUCGCUCGCGCGUCCGGGGCACCAGCCGGGAGACCUCAGGUUGUCUCCAGCGGGACGCAAGGAGCGCCCCGCUGUCCGGAUUCGCUCGCGCGUCCGCGGCACCAGCCCAGAGACCUCAGGUUGUCUCCAGCGGGGCGCAAGGAGCGCCCCGCUGUCCGGAUUCGCUCGCGCGUCCGCGGCACCAGCCCAGAGACCUCAGGUUGUCUCCAGCGGGACGCAAGGAGCGUCCUGCCAUCCAACAAGCCUUUGGCCACCGGGGCAGCGGCGCCCUGGGGAGAUUUGGGGAGCUCUCUCCACCUCACUCAGACCCCCGAUCCCGGGCUGGCUAG